This is a messenger RNA of Gymnodraco acuticeps, 1541 nucleotides long. RefSeq lists its product as uncharacterized. The record is from RefSeq and is a predicted model, not a curated record. Lineage: Eukaryota; Metazoa; Chordata; Actinopteri; Perciformes; Bathydraconidae. Bases 490 to 1374 code for a protein of 294 amino acids. The transcript has 8 exons.
UCUGCUUUUCACAUCUCUUAGGUAUGUGCAGCAUGUGGGUAUGAGCGUUUUUGGCAGAACCAGCCAAUGCUGUACAGAAACAUGCCAGCCUGCAACCUGUUACUGAGUGGGGCCAUCCACUUCUCAGGUUGCAUGGCUACCCAGACAAUACGGAUGUUGAAACUGUUAGGGCUUCAGUGCAUCAGUGUCGGCACCUUCUUCCGCCAUCAACGCCUGUACACAAUCCCUACUAUCGUGCAGGCCUGGCCAAAUGAGCAGGCUGGGAUAAUCCGAGAACUGAAGGAGAUGGGGGGUUGGCUAAUCCUCUCUGGUGACUGCAGGUCAGACUCUCCUGGCCAUUGUGCCAAAUAUGGCACCUACUCCUUGAUCGAGGACAGAAUAAACAAGGUUUUGGAUCUUCAACUUGUCCAGAGCUCAGAGGUUCCAAGCAGCACCUGGUGUGAACUAGAGGGUCUGAAACGCAGCAUUGACUAACUUAAGGAGCAACACAUGCAAGUUUCAGCCCUUAUUACGGACAGAAAUCGCCAGGUUGCCAAGUGGGUGCGGGAGGAGUUGUGUCCAGGAGGAACGAGUCAUUUCUUUGAUAUCUGGCAUAUUGGUAAAAGUCUAGGGAAAGCUUUGGAUGCUGCUGCAAAGGAGAGGGAGUGUGAGGACCUGAAGCUGUGGAGGCCAGCCAUCAUCAAUCACCUGUACUGGACUGCAGCUUCCACUCCUGAUGGAGAUCCAGAUGUGAUGGAAGCCAAGUGGCAAAGUAUGGUGAAUCAUGUUCAGGACAUCCAUGAACACGGCACUCCUGCAUUUCCCUGCUGUGCACAUCCACCUCUGGAGGGAGAAGCAAGGGACAAGGAGUGGCUGGAACCAGGAACAACUGCAGCCAUUAAACUGGAGAGGGUGACUUUGAGAACAGCAUUGGUGAAGGAUGUCCGGAAGUUGUCUCCACAGCAUCAGACCUAUUCCCUGGAGGCAUUUCACUCCCUCAUCCUCCACUUUGCACCAAAGCACACUGGGUUCUCCUUCCUUGGGAUGUACAGCAGGCUUCUCAUGGCAGCCCUGCAGUUUAACCACAAUAGCAGCAGAGAGGUUGCUCGAACCAGUGAAAGUGAGGUGCGUUAUGCAGUUCGCUACCCAAGGUUCUGCAAAGGUGACUGGGUAGUUCGCCCUAUCAAGGAGAAGUCAUCAUACGCAUACGCUGCAGCUCUGAUGGAGUCUCUGAGUGAGGGCUACUCCAGGUCACCAGAGACUCUACGAGAGAGCAGUGCAGUCUUGUCCUCCACUGCCCCUGCCCCCCUUUCCACUUCCUGCCAGGAGAUCACCAAGGAUGAGGCAGUUGGCCUUUAUCUGGCACGGCAUUCCCGGUUUAACACAGGAAAUUAGUGUGAAACCAGCAGAAUCUAAAGGAAAAAAUUGUCUGGCUUCUGGCUUUGGCUUCUAAUUGUCCACACUCCCUUGUGGACUCCCUUGUGGCUGGAUGCUGGUCUUAGUGCCCCACACACACACACACACACACACACACACACACACACACACACACACACACACAC